CACACGGAAACAGCUCUCGCUCCCAGGCUCUGCUUCCCUCCCAGCACGGGGGAAAGAAUUCCCGUUUUUCCAGCCGGCUUUCUUGGGAACAGGAGGCCAGUCACGAGACACUGAGAGGCGGAGGGUGAGCAGGGAGGGGGGAGUGCUGUGGGUCUGUGCUGGAGCUGCUGAUACUGCUGCUGUGAUCUCUGUGUCUCUUGCUCACAAUGGCUUUUGUAUGAGAGGCGCGUAAGGCAGUCAAUAGGCAGCUGUUUGGAGGAGACCGGGAGGUACAGCAGGCAGACACUCAGACAGACAGACCGAGGGCAGACAGAUGGCCACAGAUCCCAUAUACGGUCCUUUCGAAGACCUUCGGUGGACCCUGCCAUGGCAAUAGGACUCACAGCAAACAGCCAGAGGAACGUCAGCUGCAGAGAGGCAAGGGAAGGAAGGAGAGUCUCACCCCUGCAUCCCUGACUGUCCACGCACACAGACAGACAGUGACACACACGGAGACAUUCACAGACACAGACAGACAGACAGUCAUAUACACACAUAUGCAUACAUACACACUCACGCACACACACACGGACACACUCACAAACAGACAGACAGGCACUCACACUACCACAUAUAGAAGGUUCCUUCAUGUUUGAGGGAGGUGUCGGAAGGUGGAUACUGGGAUCAGGAAGCAGCAAAACACGCAUCUCUCCUGUACCUCCCCUGGUGAGGGUCUGGUCAGCUGAGUAGGACCGACUGUGAAGGAGGACAGAUGCAAGUGGCCUGACUGCUCUAACACCCACACAGCGACGACCCCAAUUGGGCUCUCACCCCAAUCCCAGACAAACACCCACCCUCACAAACUGACAAGCAACACGGCUGGACUGGGAGCUAGGGCGAGUACACUGCCUGUUGGAACAGACCAUACCAUGCCACUGCCCACCGGAUCACCAAACUCCACUGAACCUACUCGAGAAUUGGGGCAGCGCUCCUCCUGAUGGUGGCCCGUAGUAUGGAUAAUCUGGAUGCCCCGGGGGAUCUGCCUCGCUCCCAGACUCGGGGAAAGAGUGUGAAAAGGCCAUCCAUUGUGAAGGGUCACUUCCCGAAGCUGGCUGACUGCGCUCACUUCCAUUAUGAGUAUGUGGACCUGCAGAACAUCCAGCUGGCUCUAGCCUCCCAACCUGCAGACACCAGUCGCAAUGGACUGACACUGAGGGAAUCUAUCUUCCUGGUUCAGGUCGUCUCUCAGGGUAGGGGCUGGCUGGUCAGGAGAAGUUAUGAAGACUUCCAGACAUUGGAUUCUCUCCUCCAUCAGUGUAUCUACGAUCGGAGAUUCUCACAGCUCCCAGAGCUGCCCCCAAUCCACACACUCAACGAUGACGCUGAGAUCAUCCACAAUGUGUUGAUGGACUACCUGGGCCGGUUCACCAGCAUUGCUGAUAACAAAAUCAACUGUGGUCCCAUUCUGACCUGGAUGGAGAUCGAUAAUAAAGGGAAUCGCCUGUUGGUUAAUGAUGAGGCUGUCAUUAAUGUACCAGCCAUCGCUGCUGCUCAGGUGAUCAAACGGUAUAUCGCUCAGGCUAGUGAUGAACUCUCCUUCGAGGUGGGGGACAUUGUCUCUGUCCUGGACAUGCCUGCGAAAGAGGACACCUCCUGGUGGAGAGGGAAGCAUGCAUUCCAGGUCGGAUUUUUCCCGAGUGAGUGCGUGCAGCUGAUCUGUGAAAAACUCAAUCCGUCAAACUCCCCAGGCGCAUUGAAAGCAGAUUCGGAAGUAAAUGCAGUGAUGACAGGGGCUACAGACCCACCGUCACCUACGUCAGUCUGUAAGAAACGUGGGAAAUUGAUGGGAUUACUUCGGAACUUCAUAAAAUCUCGUCCCAGUCGCCAGAAGCUGAAGCAGCGAGGAAUUCUGAAGGAGAGAGUUUUUGGAUGUGACCUCGGAGAGCACCUCCUCAACUCUGGCCUGGAUGUGCCUCAGGUAUUGAAAAGUUGCUCCGAGUUCAUUGAGGAAUUUGGGAUCGUUGAUGGGAUUUACCGAGUGUCAGGAAUCUCAUCCAAUAUCCAAAAACUACGGCAUCAGUUUGAUUCGGAUCAGAUUCCAGAUUUGAGGAAGGGGAUUUAUCUUCAGGAUAUUCACUGCGUGAGCUCGCUCUGCAAGCUCUAUUUCCGGGAAUUACCCAACCCACUGCUCACCUACCAGCUGUACGACCCUUUCGCGGAUGCUGUGUGCUCACAGACUGUUGAUGAGAGGCUCCAGAAUGUUCACAAUGUGAUUCAGCAACUGCCCCCUCCUCACUACAGGACUCUCCACUUCCUCAUGGCACACCUGAACCGCCUGGCAAAACACAGCGCAGCGACUAACAUGCACAUCAAAAACCUGGCGAUCGUGUGGGCUCCCAACCUGCUCCGCUCCAAGGAGAUCGAGUCGGUGGGAUUUAUGGGGACUGACGCAUUCCAGGAAGUGAGAAUUCAGUCCAUUGUGGUGGAAUUCCUGCUUCGACAUGUGGACAUCCUGUUCAGUGACACGUUCAGCUCUGCAGGAAAGGAGAACUCUGGCCACAACGACCUGAUCCAACCUAAGUCCACGGUGAAGACCCCAGUGUCGAGCCGCCUUUUGUCCCUAGAGGAAGCCCAGGCUCGCUCAUUGACCCAAGGAGACGAGGGAUCGGUUCCAGUGUAUGAGCAACUCCGGCCCCUCAAUACUGGAAUGGAGAGGUCAAGAGGUGGUGGAAAGAUCCGGAAACCUGGUGCAUCAAGCUGGAAAAGCUUCUUCACCACAGGGAAGGUAUCUGUCUUAUCCAGAAGGAAAUCACAACCGGAAAUGUUCAAAAUCACAAAGACAGGAACAGGUUCUCAAGGAGAGACGGUCACCCUAAGGUCCGUGAAGAGUGAGGAGUCUCUGACGUCACAGCACAGCGCGACAGGCCCCCUGCGAUGUGCAAAUUUCCGUGUCUAUCAGGUCAGUGGUGAAGAGAUUCCUGUGUCGGAGCCGGUCGUGGGAAGCGAGGAUCCGGAUGAUAUCUAUGCGCUCCCGGACCCCGAGCAGGGAGUCACGGGUUCCAAUCCGAGCCCUGAGCUUUGCCCCAACUCCCCAGACAUCUCGAGCCCCGUCUCCAUCAGCGUCCCGGCUGAAGUGCUCCAGAUGCUGGGCAGCUGGGCUGGUGAGCCCCCGGCUUCAACCUGGUCAUCUGGGCAGACCAUCUCUCUGCUCCUGGAAUCCCGGCAACUCCACUCUGCAGACAACGCAGAGAAGGAAACUGGCCCAAACCUUGAGGAGCGAGGGGACAGAGCCGGACAGGAGUUAUUGCGGAUGCUGGAUGAUCAGCCAGUGAUAUAUUACCAGACCAUGGCCUCAGUUGCCAUGCCCACGUCCUGUCACCUUCCUCCUCCGCCUCCUUUGAAAAACGCAGCCAGGCUAAUGUCUCUGAAGCUGAUGGAGCAAGCCCACCAGGUCUACCUGCAGUCAGAGCCGGUAUCAGAGCAAAGCCUGCUCCACGACAGGGGAACGGGUCCAGGGACGGACAGUCACCAGGAGCAGGACGAGGCCAGAGCUCUCUACACUACAGUGCAUGCCAUCAGGAAAGCAGUUAUUCCAAACCUCUCCCCAUGUCACACCAACGUCAGCAAUGGGGGACAACAUAACCAGCUCACCACUCAGGAGCUGCGUACCCUGGCUGGUCCGCCUGUCGAUGUGUGUCGUUCUGGGAGUGUGCGGCUGACGCAGUCUGUCCGAGGGCCCAUCGCUCACUGCCGUGUGGAGGAGUCUGUCCCCCUCCUCUGUGCUACCUCUCGGUCCUACUGCCCUUCCGGCCUGACCUCUACCUCCUGCCACCGCCCCCUCGAUUUUGCCCCGUUCCCCUCUGAUCGAGCAAGGCGUCAACUGGCACUGGAAACUCCUCAGGCUGACCCUUGCCCCCGGGGGUCCCUCCGUCAGCUCAAGCUGGAGGGAUCCCUCCCACAGAACCGUGUUCCCCAUCGACGCUGUCCCUCGGACCACCAACACCGUCGGUGCCCACCUUCUGCUGUCCUUCCGGAGCAUCCCACUCCUGGGUCCUCUCCCCCGGGGACAGAGGAGGAGGGGAAUGGGAGCGAUGUUUACGCUGAGAUUGCCCCUGACCCUGGGCACUGUCGCCCCCAUGAGGGUGUGGUCCAUGCCCCCUUUCUCCUGCUCCCUCCAGGUUGUGUCCGCGCCUCGGCCCCUGGGGUCCCUGUGCCCCGCUGGCCCCUCACCCUUCCCUCCCACUCUUGUUUCGCGUUUCCCCGGUGCCCCAUCCCCCACUGCCCUCCCAACCCUGAGCCCACCUAUGCCAACGUGGGGCCACCGCACUUUACCCCCGAAAUACCCGUUCCCCGCCCCCUCCCCUCGGCCGAGUGUGCCUGUUGUCAUUCCCGGGAAGACCCUUUGCCUUCUCGGGGCCUCAGACCCGUGGUGGACAUUCCUGGGGGUGAGCCAUCGCUGUCUGCGUACGCCCGGAGCCGCUCAGAGCCCGCUGUCCGUGUCCCUCCCCCACCAGGCACGGCCCCUAACCCCCACGCACACUCUGAGUAUCUGCCCCCUAACCCUUACCCACCGGGUUACAACCGUGGCCUGGGGCGAUUCCGAGGGGACCCACAGCGGCUGAGGCGUUGCCAGGGCCCCCCAGGGGUGCUCUCCCCGCCUCCCUCGGGCCGGCUGCAAGGUCUGGGUUACAGACCGCCCCGGGACAGCGUCUCUCCCAGACAUCUGAUCCGGAACGCCCUCUCUCACCGACCUGGCACCGUCCUCCUCUCCGGUCGUUAUGCCAACCUCCCCCUCAGUGCACCCCCCCACCUCAGCCUGUACCGGUCCUGCAGGGGAGGUUCCCAGAGGCAGGCAGAGCGUCCUCCUCCCUGGGGGCACCGAGGGGAUGAGGCUGAGAGGAGUUUCUGCUGAUACAGCUGCAGGGAGAGGAGGAGAGCGGAGGGGGCUUUGAUCUGAGCCUCAUCACUGGGGACAGGGAGGCUCUACAUUCCCCCUCACUUCCUCAAGCUCACAUCUCCCACACACACCCCAUCCUCCCACACCAUCGGUACCCCCUGCCCCCUCUCUCCAUGUGUGUGUGUCUCUCUCUCUCUCUCUCCCCCCCCCCCACUCUCUCUGUCUCAAAAAACGAAGCACAGUACAGCAGAGGAAUAGACCCUUCAGCCCAUCGGGACUGUGUGGCACAUGAUCCCAUUCUGAACUAAAACCCUUUUCCCCCUCAACUGCCUCUUCAUGUGUCUGUAAAAAUGCCUCUUAAACGUUGCUAUUGUAUCCACCCCAUCCUCUGGCAGCAUAUUCCAAACACUUACCACCCUCUCUGUAAAAUAACCGGCCUCUCACACCUCCUUCACACUUACCCACCGCCCCCAUCACCUUAAACCUCUGUCCCACCCCAAGUAAUCAACAUUUCUCCCCUGGGAAACAGACUCCCACUAUCCUUUCUCUCCCAGUGCCCUCUCAUUAUUUUGUAAACCCCUACCAGAUCGCUCCCUCAGCCUCUGACAUUCAAGUGAAAAUGCACCAAGUUAGUCCAAUCUCUCCUCAUCGCUAAUUCCCUUCCAACAAGGCAACAUCCUGAGAAAUUGUUUCUGAACCUUCUCCAAAGCUUCCACAUGCUGUUGGGAGUGAGGCAGCCAGAACUGGACACAAUAUUCCAAAUGUGGCCUCACUGAAGUUCUAUACAGCUGUAACACAACUUGCCGAUGUUUACACCGUACGCUCCGGCCGAUGAAGGGUAACGUGCGCUACCCCUUCUUGACCAACUUAUUCACUCGUGUUGCCCCUUUCAGGGAACCCAGAUCCCUCUGUGUGUCGAGGCUGCUGAGGGCUCUGCCAUUUCCUGUUUACUUCCCUCCUGCAUUAGACCCUCCAAAAUGCAACACCUCGGAAUUGCCCAGAUUAAACUCCACCUGCCGUUUCUCCGCCCAAGUCUCCAGACUAUCUCUAUCGUGCUGGAUCCUCUGGCAAUCCUCCUCACUACCCACCUCUCCCCUCAAUCCGCAAACUUACUAAGCAGGCUACCGACACUUUUUGCCCAAAUCAUCUAUAUAUACUGUACACCCCGGGGGUCCCAGCACUGAUCCCUGAGGAACACCACUGCUCACAGAUCCCCGCUCAGAAAAACAUCCUUCCACCAUAACUCUGUCUCCAGUGACCAAGCCAGUCCUGUGUCCGUUCUUUUUUUCCCUCUCUCUGUCUCCCACUCUUUCCCCUUCUGUGUCUCAACUUCCCUCUCACCUGCCUCUCGCCCUUACUUUCCCUCUCGCCACUUCUCUUCCUGUCUCUUUUUCCGACUCUCCAACUCUCGUUCUCUGACACUCUCUCAUUCCCUCCCCUCACUCCUCGAUCUGUCUCCUUGCUCACUUUGUGUGUCUCUCUUCUCUAUCUCUGUCUCCUCCCUCUAUCGCUGUAACUUUCUCCAUCCUCUCCCUCGCUUCUGUCUCCUCCCCCCAUCUCUCCACCUCCUCCUUCCUUCUCUCUCCUACCCCUUCUCUGUUUCACUCUCCUCCCUCUCUAAAUUUCUCUAUUUGUCUCUGUAACCUCCCUUGCUCCCUCUGUCUCCACCCUCUCUCGCCCCCUUUCUCACUCUGCCUCCUCCCUCCCUCAUCACUCAAACAUCAACAGGAUCACCCCCCCACCCCCCCUUUCCAAUACAGAGGUGAGAGUUUUACUCUGUAUUUAACCCCAAGCUGUCCCUGUCCUGGGAGUGUUUGAUAGGAGGCCGGG
Messenger RNA from Stegostoma tigrinum, 6706 nucleotides. RefSeq names its product rho GTPase-activating protein 33-like. The transcript is spliced from 21 exons. Lineage: Eukaryota; Metazoa; Chordata; Chondrichthyes; Orectolobiformes; Stegostomatidae. The record is from RefSeq and is a predicted model, not a curated record. Bases 977 to 4891 code for a protein of 1304 amino acids. Gene Ontology annotation, molecular function: protein binding; GTPase activator activity; phosphatidylinositol binding. Gene Ontology annotation, biological process: small GTPase-mediated signal transduction. Gene Ontology annotation, cellular component: cell cortex; fibrillar center; Golgi apparatus.